UAUUGUUUGUUGUCUGCGCUUUUGUUUAUAUCUUUAAUUCACAUUAUAGGUUAUGUUGAAUUGUGUACUUAAUAGAAGUAUUACACGAAUUAAAUAUCUAAAAGCUGUAGAAGAUGUUUACUUUGUUCAAAUUGGUCAGACACUUACAUCCAGAGAAGAUCAAAAUAGGAUUACAAAGCUUUAACAAAGUUCAGAAAUAUGGUAUCAGAGCAGUGGCAACUGUGCUUGUCCACUGUGCUUCAAAAAAUGAAGAUAAGAAGAAAUCCAUUGAGUUCCCUGACUCAAACAAUCUAACUCAUGAGAAGCUGAUCCAACAAGCAUGUACAGCCACUGUGAACUCAACUUGUCAAUUGCUAACCUGUACCUUAGUUGCUCUAGUGGAUAUAGCUCAAAAAUACAAGAAAAGUCUUAUGGACCAAAUGAGUUUGAUGGAAGAGAGUUUAACCAACUUGGACAAUGAUUCUUUGCAAGAAGAACUUACUGACUUAAUAACAGCAAUACGCAGUGAAGUUGAUACUUUCAGGAGAAACUAUAUGGAAUUGAAUUCUUUGAUGGAGUAUGUGGAAAAACUGGUGAAUUCAGCCACAGAAACAUCCUUCCUGGCAGGUGCUGAGACAGCAUGUAACGCCCUCAGUGAGAGAUUGUACUCUGCUAAGACUGUGAUAGAUGAUCAGGACAAAUGUAUAAAGAAGUUAGAGCAAGAUUUGGUUCGGCUGCAAGAGGCAAUCAUUAAUCAAUCCUCUAAACGUAAACAACCAAAGGAUGAUAGUGAUAGAGAACCUCAGAAAAAUCAAAAAUUCACAGUGGCAGGACUACUGUUGAAUGGUGAAUGGCGUGCAACAUGUUCUUCAAAGAAGACCCAUCUAUGUGCACCAAGAUACUGCCAUACACCAGGCAUCUACCAUGUUGAUCCAGGGAAGGUAUAAUGAGACACAGUUCCUCAACCGUGUGACUUAUUAAACCUUGUGGUUAGCCGACACAGUGAGAGCGCGAGUGCGGCUGGUGGCAACCCCUGGCAAUGAUGGGCGCCGUAUCAGAGCAGCAGAACCCGUCAUGUUACUGCCACCUCUGCAAGCUGCUGAAUAUUAAUCCUCCUGUCCCUGUGGUAUGUACACUUACUUUUAUCAUUAUUUAUUUAUUAUUUUAAUUAUAAUAAUAUAAAUAAGAAUUUACAAAAAUUUUAAAUUUCAUAUUGGCUUUAAAGGUUUAUUAUAUUUAAAGAAAAGUAGUAAAACUAGGACCUCUUUCUAUUCCUGGCAUGCUUUUGCAAGUUUUAAAGCUAAUUCAUACCCAUUCCAUUGUAUAUUACAGAUAAAGCCUCAAGCGAUCCUUCCCGCUAUAGGAAUGGAACCUCCACCUCCUGUUGCAGUAGUCACCUCACCACCUCUGCCUCCUGAAAUGCGAGUGAAUACCCCUGCUGUUGUGCAACCAUCUAUCUCAGGCUGAAAACCCCCUGUUGCAGCACCUAAGGAUCCUGGAAGCCACUGCGUAAUAUGUCUGAUGGAUUGUGCUUCACACAUGGUCAUCCUUAUGGCCAUUUGUCUUUGUGCGCUGAAUGCACAGGCAGACUACCUACCUUCCAGGCCAUCCCUCAGUGUCCUUUGUGGAGAUACAAUAGCACAGAAAUGUAUAGAUCCUUUUGAUGGCCAAAAUAGUCUUCUCUUUAUUAAUAAUUUGUGGUGUGGUUUAUUAUUAAAAUAUUUAACAAUUUCA
Molecule: messenger RNA, 1713 nt
Organism: Homalodisca vitripennis (glassy-winged sharpshooter)
Lineage: Eukaryota; Metazoa; Arthropoda; Insecta; Hemiptera; Cicadellidae
Exons: 7
Coding region: 114-926 (270 amino acids)
Biological process (GO): intrinsic apoptotic signaling pathway in response to oxidative stress; neuron apoptotic process
Cellular component (GO): mitochondrion
Source: RefSeq, a predicted model, not a curated record